AUGUCCGACCCCGAAGCCUUCACCCCCGUCACUUCCUCGAGCCAUCACAAAGUCGGCCGACGAUCGGGAAGCCAAUCAAUGGCUUCCAAAAUCCCGAUCCGUCGCUCCCAGGCCGCUCUCCGCCGUCAAUAUCCCGGCCUAGCGUUACCCGUCACAACAAAGCGGCAACGGUACGUCUUCAACAACACCCCCACAACAGCAACAAGCUACCGAAUUGACCCAGUGGCGCCCUCCCCCAAUUCGCCGCCGCGCGCGGACCUCGACAUCGUCGACGAAAAUCCGUCAAGCGCUACCGCAACCGCUACUUUCUGCGCCGGCGACCCUCGUCGAGCGUAUCCCGGACCCGACUCCUCAAAGCCCGAACCUUUGCAAAAACUACAAAUAGCGCGAGAAGCCCAAAAAAAGGACCAAACCAUCGCUCAAACUUCCCCCCAGAAAACCAAGUCCUGCCAUCGCAAGCACCACUCCGGACGUCAGCUUGCCUACCCCCCGAAAAAGCAUCCCUCGCCACGCCACGCCACGCUGCAGGCGAUGGCGGGGAACAGGGCCGGGGCGGUGGGGGACGAAGAAGGGGGGGGGAUCAUGAGGGGUGGCGCGACCUGA
Messenger RNA from Letharia lupina, 603 nucleotides. RefSeq lists its product as uncharacterized. Lineage: Eukaryota; Fungi; Ascomycota; Lecanoromycetes; Lecanorales; Parmeliaceae. The coding region runs from base 1 to 603 and encodes 200 amino acids. The record is from RefSeq and is a predicted model, not a curated record. The transcript has a single exon.